AUGGCUUUGGCAAGGAGGUGGAGGUCAAUCGAGAUCAUAUCAGAAGAUCAAGGACAAGUGAAGCAGAUCAGAAAACAAGGAUUGUUCAAGAAGCAGAAAAAAAUCAGAGAAACCAAAUGUGAUGUGAUCUUUGAUGAGGGAAAUGAAGAUACAGUUGAAGAUUGGCUUGUUGAUCGCCAUGCAGAGGUAGAUGAUGAUGUUCCUUUGGUGCCAACUUCUCAAGCUCCCCAGGCCAGAGCUCUAUAUGAUGAUGAUUUCGAAUCUGAUGAAGAGGAAGACAUAAACAUAGACUGUGGAUCAUCAAGCUCGCACAUAGACGGAGACAACAGAACGUGGGUGGGAGACACUGACUUUGUAACCACCGGCUUGACGUCAAAAUUUAAACCAAUAGUCGAAACCGCUGAUUCUCUGACCACACUCAGGUACUUUCCCACGGGAGAGACCAACUGUUACUCCAACAUUCCGGUCGACAAAGGUGGUAAAGUGUUGGUUAGGACGAGGUUCAACUACGGGGACUACGAUGGAGAGGACAAGGCUCCAAAGUUUGACGUCGUGUAUGAUGGAAAACACCGAGAUUCGGUCGUCACGACGACAUCUAUCAGCGGUGUUCGAUCGGAGGCCAUAUUUAUCCCCGAGAGCGGGAAUACGAGUGUUUGCUUUUUCAGGACUUUCUUGAACGAGUUCCCUUUUGUGUCUACCAUUGAAGUAAGGAGGUUGGACGACUCCAUGUACACAGAUCUUGGCCCCAAGGAAGGUUUCAUUCUCCAGCAACGCAUCGCCUACGGUAGGGUGCAAGAAUUAGUAAGGUCACCAUUUGAUCCUUACGAUAGAAUUUGGGCGGCAACACCGCUAUCGACGGCAACUUUAACAAGUGCUUCCACAUCUAUCAACACAACAUGGGCUGAUAAUCGACCGCCGGAGAUUGUCCUUCGGACCGCUUGGUCGCGGAAGGACAUGGCUUUCUACGAUAUAACUCUACCUUUUUCCGGUGUAACAUUUUACAUUGUGCUUUAUUUCUCGGAACCACUUAGCCUUGCUUCCGACCAAAAGCGGUCUUUCUACGUUAACUAUGAUAACAAGCAAGUGGGUCCAAGUCUCAUCGUGCCACCUUUCGGGGCAGUGACGCAAGCUGUUUUGAGGGCUGUGGCGACUACUAAGCUUCCAUAUCUGACAUUUAAAGCUACACCAGACUCAAAUUUGAACCCACUCAUCAACGCUCUCGAGCUCUAUGUAAUCAGCAAUAGUGGUGGCAACGGAACGAAUACACCAAGCACCGGUGGUGGUGGUGGCAGCCCUAGCACCGGCGGUGGUGGUGGUACCCCUAGCACUGGCGGUGGUGGGGGCAGCCCUAGCACUAGGGAUGGUGGUGGCAGCUCAGGCUCAGGUGAUGGUGGAAGCAAAUCCGGUACUUAUUAUUUCCUAUAA
Molecule: messenger RNA, 1425 nt
Organism: Microthlaspi erraticum
Lineage: Eukaryota; Viridiplantae; Streptophyta; Magnoliopsida; Brassicales; Brassicaceae
Source: the annotation of a GenBank genome assembly